AUGAACCGCACAAUGGGUGGACUCUCCGCACCGUCUCGGUGUAUCCUUUUCCUCCUCUUCAUAUACUUCGAACCCAUCGCAGCGUGGAGAGGCACCAACACGAACCAGUUUCGCGAAUGGUACCCUCAACAUGGCCACAUAUUCGAAGCUCUUAAGCAGAAGUACUGCAUGACCCAAUACCGACAAUACCUUACUGGCAACACAUCUGCCGUCGAACGUGACAUUCUCGGUGGGGGUGGAGCCAACAGUGUGUUGACACAGCCUGUCAUCCAAUGUAUCUUGAACAACACGAGCGAGUAUGUCAAAAAUGGCAUGACAGCAGCCCAGGUUCUCCUCGGCGUCAUGCCCACCGUCCUCGCCGUGAUGGGUCCUUCGACCGAGGAAAUGAGCAUGCUCGCGAAUGUAGCACGGCGACCUCUCCUCGCACUCAUGCUUGCCGCCGGAUCGCCCAGCGUGUACUUCAGCCGGGCCUUUGAAUACCAUGAUCCCGCCCAGAUCCUCCACGACCACCCGAGCAGACUCCCACAGUGGCGCCCAAGCAUGUGGUACUACAAGCUGUCCAUCUCCAUGGCCGAAUACAUCAUCGCCCUGGCUGCCAUAGCCAACAUUGCUACUCUCAACUGGGAGCUCGGCGUCAAGGCCACAUGCACCCUGUGGACGAAUCGCACCUUCGGGCCAACGAUAUGGGCACUGCUAGGCCUGGUCGUACACAUUUUCGGAACCAUAGGUCUGCGGCUCCGCGUCUGCGGCUGGCGAGGUCCAAAGAAAGAGGUUCUCGAGGCAGUCAAGAGAAAGAAAGAGGCAGUCAAGAGAAAGGAAGAGGCAGCCAAGAGAAAGGAAGAGUCGGCCUUUCAUAUUCGAGAGAGGCUCGCGCCGGCAGGCGGAUGGAUUUCGAGCAUUCCCAGGCGCUUGCUCGGCCUUCUCAAGACAGAGCCCAUACCGAGUGCCUCGGAAGGCUAUGACGUGCGCAUCGUCACCUUCCAAGAGAGCAAGCUCUUCUUGGUCGCGGCCUGGGUUGGAUCCAUGGCCACCGUCCUUCAUAUCAUCUUCGGGACCCUGAUCUUUUCAAGCACCAUCUUCGUGGGCGUGGAGGAUGCGCUAUCCAUCGUGGGACGGUACAUGGCUAGUGUUUCCAUCUGUCGAAUUAUCCUCAUGUAUGAGCUGGCUGGACUUCGAGAGUCGGUUGAAUCCAUCCUCCUUCUGUCCAGACGGGACACAAAGGUCCGGGAGGUGUCAACACAGACAACAACCCUUUCCCAUGAUUUCGGCGAUGACCAGAUGAUCAAACGGCAGGUACGCGCAACGGUGGUGUCGUCGCAGGUUUAG
Podospora anserina S mat+ is the source of this 1326-nucleotide messenger RNA. RefSeq lists its product as uncharacterized. Bases 1 to 1326 code for a protein of 441 amino acids. NCBI's taxonomy places the organism in Eukaryota, Fungi, Ascomycota, Sordariomycetes, Sordariales, Podosporaceae. The record is from RefSeq and is a predicted model, not a curated record. The transcript has a single exon.